Molecule: messenger RNA, 3072 nt
Organism: Sordaria macrospora k-hell
Lineage: Eukaryota; Fungi; Ascomycota; Sordariomycetes; Sordariales; Sordariaceae
Source: RefSeq, a predicted model, not a curated record
AUGCGCCGACCGUCAGAUAGCUUGACCGAGCCCGCUCGGAACCUCGAAGAAUCCAUCGGGCCCCCAUCGCCAACUACACCCGACCCGAACACCGAUCUUUCUCUCCCGCCUCCUGAAGAGCAGAUAGUGAGCCACCAGGUUGACGGCGACGUUGAUCCCGCUACCGUCACACCGCCCCCGCACAUUGCCGCCCGCCUCUUCAUCCAGCCCACGAACCAGACCCGCCGCAAGGAUAGUGCAGCUUCGUCUCGUCGCAACAGCAUCUCGUCCGCCCAUUCCCGCUCUUCCCAUGGCUGUGGUCGCGACAUCGGUCCUCAGAGCAAAUAUGUCGCCCAACACUUGCGCCGCGCCUCUAUCCUCGAGGACCGUAAGGCGCGACUGGCUGACCGCGCCGCCCAUGCUGAGAAAGUUCGCAUUCGAGCCGCCAAGGCUAAGGCUGCCGUCAAGGACAUUACACAGAGCGAAGAGAGAGCCAUUGCCGCCGCCAUGGCCCGCGAGCGCAACCUAGCCGAAAUCGCCGCUGCCUGUGCUGAAGAGGUCAAGAGGGCCAAACAGAUUGCAGAGACGAUGAAGGAGAAGCGCGAGCAGGAGAACAAGAAACUCAAGAUUCAGAUGGAGGAGCGUCUUGCCGAAGCCGAAAGGAGAAGGGAAGAACUUCGCAACCGCAACGCAGCCAAAGUUAAGUGCAGGGAGCGCGGUCAAAGCAUUGUCACGAGAAAGCCCACUUUGGUCGAGGUUAUGCCCGAGGUCAAGGAAGUCAAGGAGCGCGAGUCGAGUCCUAUCAGGCCCGAUGCUGCCGCCGGUAGGAUCCAGUGGUGGUGGAAAUCCAUGAGUCGCAAACGCGCUGUAGCCGACUUCGCCGCGCUAGGCUUGACCAUCGAUGUGGUCAGGGAGACGUCGUUCGAUACGGUUACCAGCUUGCUGUCACAGGAGAACGUCUUGGUGGCGACGUCUCGAGUUCUUCGGAUCUGUGGGCUCAAUGAGGGUGCGCCUGGGUCGGUGGAAGAGAUGACGGCGGUCCGCUCUUUUCUGAGCGCAUUCCUCAUUCUCGGUCACCCAUCCCAGGUGCUUAGCAAUAAGGAGGGUACCGGAGAACCAGAGCAGGUUGGGUCCGCCCUGGCGAAACCAAUCCCUCGUGAUGAUCUGGCUAACCCUCAGUUGCAGGAACUCGUUGGCAAAGCUGGUGACCUACUAAUCUCGUUUGAGAACAUUCUAGGGCGACUGACCGCGUUUAAUAACUAUACUCCGCCGCCAGCACUGUUGGAGUCGUUCCCUGAGGUGUACGCUACCUUCUACAAUGCUUUCAUUGCAUGGAAGGCUCGCGACUCCAGCUCCCUGGUUGAGCUCAUGGUCAUGCAGUUCGUCGAGCUCGAUGCCAUCUGGGAGUCCGUCAAGGACAGCACAGACGGGUCCGUUGAUCAGGUGUACCGGGAAAGCAUCCGGGACAACCAGCUACUGCUGUUGGUCAGGAUCAAAAAGCUCGCUGGGCCCACUCGUGGCAAGCAGCUGGUAACUGAAGCCGUCAGGGCGGCUCGCAAGGCUAGAGUCAAGAAGCCUCGCGGUGAUAUGAAGCCCCGUGUGGCAGACCAGUCAGAAUCAGAGACAGCCAUGGGCGUGCUCGGCGACGACAGCAACCAGGGUCAACAGACACAGACUCCCACGCCUCCGUCAACUCCCGCCAGGAAAGGCGAGACCUUCAAGAUCAGCGUCGUACUACCACACACCAAGAGCCUCUUGCCAGAAAACAGGGUGGUUGUUCAUGAGCUGGCCAUCAACAGAGACUUCCGUACCGAGCCUAGCGAAUACCACGAGCAACAAGCUCAUCUGCUCGCACCCCUCUUCCAAGAGAUGCGGGCAACGAUGCAGGCAGACAACCAGGAAGUACACUUCAUGUUGCUGCUACGCGUCGCCGAUAUGAUCCGCGAAAAGCUCCAAAGGCUGGUUCGCCCCGGAAACCCCAUGCACACGCUGAUCGGCGAACUUCUUGACACGGAAAUGGCGCAGCGUCAGUUUGCUAUGGGCAGCUUCUCGUACGAGAAGCUGUUCCAAGCCAUGGCGACACUUCUGCCCAAGCUCUGCGCCCCCGUCCGGGACGACGAAGUCAAGAUCCUUGCUGAGGAGAAGCUUGUACAAGGCACGUAUGUCGAUCGUCUCGAGGCUUUGAACGCCUUCAUCGAUGUCAUGCUGAGUGAUUAUGCCAACUACCUACUUCAACAAGCUGCACCGCAACUCAUCGAGCAGGCGCCCUCUUACGAAGCCAAGGCCUUCGCCACCGACAUCGAAGCCGGGCGCUACGAUCUUUCUGCUGCGAAAGCCGCCUGGCGUAACGCCCGUGAGAAACUGAUGGGUGAAGUUAGCCGCCGCGACCCUGAAGGCGUUGACAUCCCUCGCUCUCGUCCGAACGGCAACAAGAUCUAUAACCAAAUGCUUGUGGAUCUCUUCACCCAACCCCAUCCACCAAGCAUCGACGAAAUGCCCGAAAUGCUGCGGCUCGACCACAAGCGCGUCGUAGAAGCAGGACGCGUUACCAAAAGGAUCAUCACCACAGGUGCCAUCCUUCUCCAGUGCAAGAACCUACUGAAGCGCGACGUCCGUGGCCCCUGGCGCACCGAAUCCCAACGUAUCCUUGCCGUACUCGAGCGCAGCGAAUCUUCUUCCGAUCCAAUCCCCUCUGAGCAAACAGUAGAUGGCAUCCUCACAGCCCUUGAGGCCGGACGCUCCAUGCCCGCUGCCACCAAGGUUCACCUGCGUGCCUUUGUCACCAAGCUCGUCCUCUCGUCUGCUGCUAUCACUGCCGAAAACCGUGAGCCUAGCGACCCUGUCCUUCGUCUUCUUCUCAGCAGGUUGCGGGCCUAUGUCUCGCAAAGACUAGCUGCUAGUGCGUCGGCUUCGGAGAAGGUCAAGGCUACUAGCACCGCUGGAGAGAAGCUUGCGGGCUUGGGGCUGGCGGAGUUUGUGGAUAAGGUGAGAGAUCUGGUGGACAUGCUUGGGAGAGUUGGGGAUGUGGAUAGAGGGGCACAUGGCGGGUGGUGGGAUCAGGUCGCUGAGGCGGUUGAGGCUGAGGGUCGGUAG